Molecule: messenger RNA, 1237 nt
Organism: Oncorhynchus masou masou (cherry salmon)
Lineage: Eukaryota; Metazoa; Chordata; Actinopteri; Salmoniformes; Salmonidae
Exons: 6
Coding region: 89-982 (297 amino acids)
Cellular component (GO): cell-cell junction
Source: RefSeq, a predicted model, not a curated record
ACAUUUGUAACGAGCAGAAGGGUGGGCUACUGCUACUGAUACUGCUGUUAUGUGAUGGACAGAGAGUAGGCAACAUUUCUUCUUAGAUAUGGGCUGCGCUGGAGGGUGGCUGCUCCAGGCUGUGUGUCUGCUGUCUACCCUUCUGGAUUAUGGUGCGGUGAGGGUAACCAUGAGACUCUCCAAUCUGGAGAUGGUUCAGGGGGACUCGGUGACCCUGCCCUGCUCCUUCUUCACCAUGAGUCCCCUGUCCAGACUCAACAUCAUCUGGACCCUGGCACCCUUCUCUGACCCAGACUCCCCCACACAGGUGAUAGUGUUUGAUCAUGGCCAGGUGAUCGAGAACCCCUCCCUGACAGGCAGGGUGGGUUUCCUAGGCAUCCCCUGGAGUGCUGACAUCAUCCUCAACAACACACGCAUCUCAGAUGCUGGCACCUACCGCUGCAUGGUGAGCAACCCCCCAGAGACUGGAGACCCUGGUAUAGGGGAACUGGCCCUUAACGUCCUGGCACCACCCUCGCUGCCCCUGUGCCUGUGGGAUGGGGUCACUGAUACAGGGGGGAGCGUUGCCCUGUCCUGCAUGGUGGCUGAGGGGGUGCCCACUCCCGAGAUGCGGUGGGAUAAAUUGGAACCAGAGGAAAUCUCACUACCCAUCAACAUGGACGGGGACCUAUCAGGCUCUGUCCAGAUAGUCAACAUCUCGUCCCAGAACUCUGGGCUGUACCGCUGCUCCGUCACCAACCUCCUGGGGACCCAGAACUGUUACGUCAACCUGUCUAUCUACAGCCCUCCAGCCAGCUCCCCAGGGAUCCUCCAGGGGGUGUUGUUGACCCUGUCCAUGGCCCUGGUGCUGUUGGCCCUGCUGGUGCUGGUACUGUGGCUUCAUCGCUCUGGCCAGAAGAGAAAGUGGACGGAGGGAAAGGAAGAGGAGUGUUAUAACGAGAUAAGAUACACUCCCUCUCUGAUCAAACGCUCCUUUGUUUGAUCCCUCCAUCCAAGGAAGACAAAAACACCUGGAUGCCUUCUACAAAAAAAAAAAAAAAAAGAUUCAACUCACACUCUACAACUCAUUCAACUGAACAUUUGUUUCAUAAAAUGUGUUAAGAAUGAGUGUGCAUUCCAUUGGAGAAUGAAGAGAGUUACCUAACCGUGCCCUGCAGAUAGACAUUGGUUCCCACUAUUGAAAUAUUUCUCCCAUAGAAUACUUGAUAAACUAACUUUUUUUGCUAAUAAAAUGUUU